UAUAUAAAUGAUCAUAUGACCAUUGAUGAUUGACUACAUGGUUGUGUUUUAUACUUAAUACUUUAUAGCGCCUCGUUAUGAUUGUAUAUAAAUUCUACAUGAUCUACAGUGCGGAGUUUAUAAUCAUGUGACAUUUUGCGCAUAACAUGGAAUGUUACGUUGGUGGUUAUCCACAGGAGCGUUUUCGGGAUCCAGUAGACAAGAAUUUCUUCUGUCCAAUUUGUACAGAUGUUCUGAGAGACCCAGUACAAUGUCACAACCAACACUACUUCUGCAAGGCCUGCAUUAGACAACAUCUAAAGAAUGCCAGGACCUGUCCUAUAUGUGUUGAGCAACUGACGGAGGAGAGUCUUAUUGUACCACCGAGAAUUGUUAGUGAUUAUUUAAAUAGCUUGAUAAUCAAUUGUGAUCAUACUGAGAGAGGCUGCCAGAACGUAAUGGAACUCGAAAAUCUUAGCAAUCACACCCUAGUCUGCAACUUUCGACCAGCAACUUGCCCUGAUAGAAGGUGUGGGAUGACAGUGAACAUGGAAGAUCUAGAACAACACAAGAAAGAACGCUGCAUAUAUAGACUGGUAUACUGUGAGGAAUGUGAUAAGGAAAUGUCUGCAAAGAAGCAUGGAAAACAUACAUGUAUAUUGAGUAAUGAAAUAAAAGAAAUGAAAGCAAUGCUGUCAGAAAUGAAAGAUGAGGUUACUAAACUAAACAGCAAGUUAAAUGAAUUAAUGAUGGCAACUCACAAAGGAGAUAAAGGAGGAAAAUCUUCCUCACAAACACAAUCAAUUCCUUUGAACAGUGUGGAAAUUUUCAAUAGCAUUUUGGUUUUAGGUGGGAAUAACAAGAUGUCUUUAAAUUCUGUUGAAAUGUACUCUAAUAGCUGUGCAACCUGGGUGAACCUUCAGCCAACAAUAAAAUGCAGAGUUUCUUCGACUGCUCAUUUUUUUAAAGGCAAAAUUUUAGUCACAGGUGGGCAUUGUGAUGGAACAGCUAUGGGAAGCUUAGAGUACAUGGAUCUUAGCCAAGGCCAAUGGUUCCCUUUUCCACAUGAACUUCCAGUCAAAUGCCAUGGACAUAAAUCGUUCAUUCUCAAUGAUCAUCUGUGGGUUAUAGGAGGAAUGCUAGAUCGGCAACCUUGUUCAAAUACAGUUUAUGUGAUGAUGCUAACUCGACCAUACACCUCGAAGCUUAUGUGCGAGUUACAGCAACCACUUGCUUACCAUGGGAUAGAAGUCUUUGAUGUUGACAUUGUAAUCCUUGGUGGUUCAACAUCUGGGUAUCAUAAUGAUGCAGUUGAUGAUGUUUCUCUAUACAGCACAACAAAGAACAAAAUCCAAAGAGUUCAAGCCUUACCCUUUCCCAUCAUGGAUAUGGCAACUGUAAAACAUGGAGAUGAUAUUGUGAUCAUUGGAGGUAGAAAUCAAAGGAAUGAAAUUUUAAAUUCAGUUUUCAAGUACAACUACAAGAAAUGCACAUGUGAAUGGCUGCCUAACAUGAAGAGCAGAAGGGCAGAAUGUGCAGCAGCUAUCUUUGAGAAUAAGAUUUAUGUUAUGGGCGGUUUCAAUUUCGAGAAUGGAUAUCUUAAUUCAGUGGAAUGUUUGGAUCUUGAAAACCAAAUUUGGGAAGACAUGCCACCAUUAGGUGAACCAAAAAAUAAAAUCACUGCUGUGUAUGUGCCCCUAAAUUGUCUGUAAUUCUCAGGAUAGAUCAGAUGAUGUGACUAUUGAAUGGACAAUGCAUAGGGAUAAUGAGUUAUUAUGUGCAUGAUUUAUAAUGUUUAGAGAUCACCCUGACAUAUAAUUCUGAAGUAGAAUAAAAACAAUGGUGAAUAAAAACAGAAAUAUAGCUCAUAGCUAUACUAGUGCAAUAGCAAUUAAUGCACCCAUAGGCAUCAGGUCUUGAGUGAUAAGAUGGGGGGUGUCCCAGUUUUUGAGGUGGGACUGUGGGAGGGACAAAUAUAUAAUUAU
Dendronephthya gigantea is the source of this 1964-nucleotide messenger RNA. RefSeq lists its product as uncharacterized. The transcript has a single exon. Gene Ontology annotation, molecular function: zinc ion binding; protein binding. The coding region runs from base 147 to 1691 and encodes 514 amino acids. Lineage: Eukaryota; Metazoa; Cnidaria; Anthozoa; Malacalcyonacea; Nephtheidae. The record is from RefSeq and is a predicted model, not a curated record.